UCCCAUAUUGCUUUCCCGUCAAAACGCAAAAGUCCUUGUCCCUUGAAUAAAACCCUUCGCGUCCGUCGAUACUUAUUUCACCGAUCAUGGCUGGAUUUCUCCACAAUUGAUUUUCUAAUCAGUGUACACGUGAUAUUUUAUACGGAUAUUUAUUAUGCGAAUCGACGGACGCGAAUUACUGCACUUAUGAGCAAGAGAAUCCUUCCCGGGACCCGGGUGCAAACAUAACCAAAAAAAGGAUGUCACAAUACAUGAAAUCUUUGCAGUUCGGCUAUUUAAGCAACAAAGAGAAAGAAGAUUUUUUCCUCUCCGACGAUGAGGAGGACGAUUUUAAUUUCAAGUAUAUUCCGUCGAGUCAGUUUAAGCACAUAGUAAAAGACGUGAAAAGGCAGAAAAUUAAAACCGACGAAGAAAAUGCGUGGGCCUCCUUCGUCCAGCAACAAGAUGCAGAAAAACUGUAUCACCGAUUGAAAGAAAUCGAUCCAAAAUUACAAAAUGUUAAUCGCCGUGGCUUUGAAAGUGUGGAGGAAGUAGACCGAGAACUUCAGCGUUUGGAAGAAGACGCACUUCCGGAAAUAAAUAAAAGAACCAACAAAGGGGAAUACGAGAUCCGAGAUCGACUGAUAGAUGACAAAAUCCUGAAGAAAAUUCCUCUAAUGAAAGACAGUGGCACAGGCAGUACAAAUUUUCUUCUCACAAUUCCCGAAGAGGACUUUCUCUCCUCAAGUUUCGAUAGAACUGCCGAGGCAAAACCCCGGGGCAAAAACAACUCGAGAAAAUCAUCAUCUGCUCGUGCUUUUCGACCGAGAAAGGAUGAUUCGAAACAAUUGACUCGUGCAAUGAACGACCUGGAUUACAGUUCCAGUCCCGAAUUGAGUCCGGAUCGACUCACGGACAGAGAAGAGAUAAUGUACGUGAGACCCGAUCCAGUGAUAGCCGCUAAAAUCGUAGGAACGCAGAAAAAAAUUUCCGAAGUGCUGGACGAAAUUGCCCACAGACUUGGAAGAAUUCCGCUUCCUGAUGGCGAUCGAGAUCUUUACAGACGGCAACAGCGCGUCAUGGAAUUCUCCAUCAGAUUUGCGAGAAAUUACUUGUAUGAUUUGGGGAGGCAAGUUGCGGAUAUUCGAAGACAUGUGAAUGCUAUUUCCCCGAGUUUUAGGAAAAAACUGGGCAGAAGGGGUGUUGUUUUUCAUAUUCAGGCGAUUGAACAGAAACUGUCGACUGCUCAUCAGCUUCUGCUGCACGCGCUGAGUGCAUAUUGCAAGCAUAUUCCCAGCUCGGUACUUAAAGGACAUCCGGGAAAGCUCAGGGAAAUUCUCCAAGUUGUCAUUGAUCUCAAAGAUUUUUGCGAGAAAAUUCAUCUGGCUCCGGAUUACGUCGGUUCGGGAGAUAUGGAAGGACUGCCUCUGGGAAAGGACACAGACAACAGAUGCAGUGCAAUUUUGUCCAAAUUGCGACUUACUUCUGACAAUGAGUCGCAAAUUUUGACUCAUACAACCCGGUCGACUUUGGCAACUGCUGCAAAUACAAUGCGAAGUAAAAGAAGGAGUAUUCGAAAACAAGUGACAAAUCGUCUCAGUAUGUACAAUGUAAACAUGGAUACACGGUUGCCCAAAAGUCAGCCGAACAGAAAAACAAUAGGCCUUUCACAAAAGGAAAAGAAGCGAAAUAGCAUAAGUAAUUUAAAACCAAUUUACAAUAAUCGACCGCAAACACCUGAGUUUCUACAUCCUAGUCCUGUUACUCAUAAGUCUUCUAAAGAGGUGAUUAGAAACGGAGUGACAAAAAUUAGCAUACCACCGAAAGAGGACGAUAUUAAAACGAUGAUGGAAAUUAUUGUGUCGACUGAUUCAGACGCAGGUAGUAGUAUCGAAACACACAGGAGGUUUGAAAACCUCUGCUUGGAUCAACAAUCUAAAGUUCAGAGACUUUCUGCAAGAUCUCACAAUUUUCAAAAUUCCGAAAAGUGCAGUAAAUUCACUUCUCUUCCAAAUGAAAAAGAAUUAACUAAGAAAGUUACUCAGAUUACUGAAGAACACUUGUCUAAUUUAGUGCCCGUAAUAGCAGAUUUAAUGUCCCUUAUUGGGCGUAAUCCGAACGAUUCAGAAAACAGAUCAUUCUCGUCAGUGCCUAUGGAAACUCUUUUGGAAAUUAUUCAAAAGCACCAGAAGAACAAUAAUUCGAAAGGGAAUUUGAGAAAAAGUGAUGAGUGUCAAUCCCCGACUUUAGGGAACGUCAAUGGAAUGCGAACAGGGUCAAAAAAUAUGCAAUUGAUUUGCUUGAGGUCGGCAGACGAUAAGAAAGAAGAACCCAGAUUUAUCGAUGCAUCGUGUCAAGCCAAUGAGGAUCAGAGACAUAAAUCUUUUAUAAAAGAUGGUCUAAUCGAGCUGAGAUUUUCUGAAGAUCUUGAAAUGCAUCUUCUCGAAUACAGACAUGAGUAUCGAUCAUCAUCUAAAUCUAGUCCAAUGUACUCUAGUAAAUCUCAGAACGAACCUUGGGACGUCGUAGCUUGGAUUGCUGAUAAACUAGUCAAUGAAUUGAUCGUCGAUUUGUCAAAUGAACUGCAGAUGGAUGACGUGAUAAACAAGUUAUUCGAGCUAGAGUUUCAGGAAUUCUAACUAAUGCGGAUUUCCUUUCAUACGUCGUAAUGUAAAAAUAUAUAUUUAAAAAAAUGCGUUUGCGAGGAAAGGAUGUACAUUUCUGAUGAUUUAUACCUUGAGCGUAAUGUUUAUUGUAAAUAAACAAUUAACAUUUUUAAUAUGUA
Molecule: messenger RNA, 2764 nt
Organism: Belonocnema kinseyi
Lineage: Eukaryota; Metazoa; Arthropoda; Insecta; Hymenoptera; Cynipidae
Exons: 10
Coding region: 240-2618 (792 amino acids)
Source: RefSeq, a predicted model, not a curated record